ACCGUAUAAACAUCAGGCGAGGCGGGUCGUGGCCCUCAGCCUACCUGUCGGUCCAGAACGUGAUCGACUGCGGCAGGGCGGGCUCUUGUUAUGGAGGGGAUCACCUCGGGGUUUACGCCUACGCUCACAAACAUGGCAUUCCUGACGAAACCUGCAACAACUAUCAGGCUAAAAAUCAGAAGUGCGUUCAGUUUAAUCAAUGUGGAACCUGCUCCUUCKUUCAGUCCUGCACUGAUGUGAAGAACUUCACCAGGUGGAAAGUCUCAGACUAUGGAGAAGUUUCUGGAAGAGACAAAAUGAAAGUUGAGAUUUACACUAACGGGCCAAUCAGCUGUGCCCUGAUGGCAACUGAAGGCCUGGAGAAAUACUCCGGAGGGAUUUUCUCAGAGUUUCACCCGCUCUCUUUGCCGAACCACAUCAUCUCCGUGGCCGGCUGGGACGUGGACCAAGACGGGAACGAGUACUGGAUCGUCAGAAACUCCUGGGGAGAGUUCUGGGGGGAACACGGCUGGGCGAGAAUCGUUACGUCUGCUUUUAAAGGAGGAAAAGGCAACUGGUUCAACUUGGGUAUUGAGAAAAACUGUGCUUAUGGAGACCCUGUUGUAAAAUAAAGUUUUCAAUAAAGUUUGUUUAAAAAAACCUGUUAA
Molecule: messenger RNA, 647 nt
Organism: Austrofundulus limnaeus
Lineage: Eukaryota; Metazoa; Chordata; Actinopteri; Cyprinodontiformes; Rivulidae
Product: cathepsin Z
Biological process (GO): proteolysis
Molecular function (GO): cysteine-type peptidase activity
Source: RefSeq, a predicted model, not a curated record